AAGCGAGCGUUUGAUGCUUGUUGCGAAUGAUAGAAAUACUGUGGAGUUGUUGGUUCAAAUAUUUUGAGGUUGUCGAUGCCCGCUUUGGGCUAAGCGCGGAUCAUAGCCACGUGACGCACAGAUUCGUAGGGUUUUCAAACUAAGCGAGAGUCCAAACAACAGACGAAAGAUUCCCUUGACGGAACUGACAGCGACGACGACGACAAUAACCAACUAACGCCGCCAAUCGACAGCCAUGGCACCCAAGUCCGAUAACAAGAAAGCCGCAAAGCCCAGCGCCAAAGCUGGUGCCGCUGCGAAGGCGGUGCUUAAAGGUGUUCAUUCGCACAAAGUCCGCAAGGCCCGGACAUCGACCACCUUCCACCGACCAAAGACCCUCCAGCUUUCGCGGUCGCCCAAGUACCCGCGCAAGUCCAUUCCUCAUGAAACCCGCCUCGACCACCACAGAAUCAUCAUCCACCCCCUAAACACCGAGAGCGCCAUGAAGAAAAUCGAGGAGAACAACACCCUUGUCUUCAUUGUUGAUAUCAAGGCCAACAAGAGACAGAUCAAGCAGGCGCUCAAGACGCUUUAUGAUGUCGACACUGUUAAGAUCAACACCCUCAUCAGACCCGAUGGCUCGAAAAAGGCGUUUGCGAGAUUAACCGCUGAUGUCGACGCCCUUGACAUUGCGGCGACGAAGUUGGCGAUUGUUUAAAGCGGGGUCUUCUUUGUUUCUCUCUUCUGUUUCAGUUUACGGAAUGUUGCAGGUGAAAUUUCCUUUUUUUUAUAAUAAAAUAUUACUCAGUGGCUUCUGAAAUUCUCCAGUCAUUGAGAUGUGAAUGAAACCCAUGUCUUUUUUCUGUUAUUCGCCUUUUGCAUUCAAAACUAUCAGUGAGAAGUUCAUGCUAGGUCAGAUCGGGGUAAAUACCCUGUCGCUGCUUGCUACGUAGUGCCGGUGGUUUUUUUCGCCUGUGUAAACCGAUUGUGCCAGAAACGCAUUGACAUUGACAUUUCGACAAUUAUUUAAUACAUGUGUCGACACCAGGACUAAAUAUAAUUUAUCAUAAACCAAUUGAUGCCCAUCCAUGCCUAUUUAUCGUACAAUACAAAAAUGGAAGAAAACUCAUAUCGAC
Messenger RNA from Blastomyces gilchristii SLH14081, 1115 nucleotides. Its product is annotated as 60S ribosomal protein L25. Gene Ontology annotation, molecular function: structural constituent of ribosome. Bases 236 to 697 code for a protein of 153 amino acids. Gene Ontology annotation, biological process: ribosomal large subunit assembly; translation. The transcript has 4 exons. The record is from RefSeq and is a predicted model, not a curated record. Gene Ontology annotation, cellular component: ribosome; cytosolic large ribosomal subunit. NCBI's taxonomy places the organism in Eukaryota, Fungi, Ascomycota, Eurotiomycetes, Onygenales, Ajellomycetaceae.